CAGCAUAAAAAGCACAGCGCAUCCGGAAAAGAGUCAAAGACCAAACAUUUGAUGAAAGGAUGGAGCUUCUACGCACCUCUCUUGUUUUGCUCCUUGUCUUCUGUUUGCCUUGGCCAAGCGCCGGGAAAAUCUUCUCCACUCAUCUGGGAACACUAUGCAUCGAAGCCUGCGAGUCCCACGGUGGCGAGCACAAGUGCAAGACUAUUGACACAGAUGGAAAAUGCAAUACGAUGUACUGUUCACCUCAAGAAAACAUGGAUUACCAGGGACGGCAGUGCAGCGCCGACAGCGCCUGUCAGAAACAUGGACAGGACUACUACUGGUGCCAAAUUGAUUUAAUCCAUUGGGGAUACUGUGGGCAUGUGAUGGACCUCAAGAACCACUAUGGAUCUUACUACGGAGUGCCAUGCUACGACUACUGUGAAAAAAGACAUGAAGACUACUAUUGGUGCCACACUGCGAAGGGAUGGGAUUACUGCUCUCCCUCUGAAAACACAGAUUACAGGAACAAGCAGUGUAAAGAAGACAGUCCGUGUGAGAAACAGGGUAAAAACUACAACUGGUGCUGGCUCCAGGAGGGAGACUGGGGUUACUGUGGGCUUGUGGAGCCAAAGCUGUUGGUCUACUGGACUUUAUACGAUCACGUUUGCAUCGACGAAUGCCAGUAUUCUGAAUAUUAUGAUUACUAUUGGUGCCACACUGCCAACGGCUGGGACAACUGCUCUCCAGAGGUGGGUGUAACGUAUAAAGGCAAGCCCUGUCGCGCAGACCACUCCUGUGGCUCACACGGUUAUAGUUACAACUGGUGCUGGACCUCAGGGUCACAGUAUGAUUACUGCGGGCCCAUUGAAUCCGAAGAGUGCGCUUACGUCCAUCCUCCACAUCGCAGCCGGAGAGCUCCUCCCAAAAACAAGAAACAAGAAAAAGAAAUACUGAUAUGCACGAGGGACGACAAGCAUAACAAGAGAGUGACCACGUUUUCUGAAGUUCCUGUUGAUAACACACACGCUAGCGGUUUUGCUGAAACUAAUAAUGCGCUAAGAGCUCAGGCGAGCAAUAUAAUCGGUCAGUGGCAGAACUGGCACCUGAGGACCCAGGCUACGUCAGAACUGAUCACAGAAGGUAACGUCCGUAUUGAUAUGCAGGGCAUGGAAAUCCGCAACAACCAGCCGUACUACAACAUUCAAGUCCAGCUGAACCAGGGCCGAAACAGCCGCAGCACCAGCAUCUCUCAGGUCCUCGUGCCCGACGGAGUUCCGGCGCGCUACAUCCGCAGAGGCCUCCUGGAGAGCCUGAACCGCCGGGCCCGGAUCGCCAUUGAUGUAAACCAUGUGGAGCAACGUCAGUGUGGAAGCCAUAGCUCUUAAAUGUGCAGAGUAUUGUAGACCAAGCUGUAACGGCGCAGAAUAAACAACU
Messenger RNA from Puntigrus tetrazona (Sumatra barb), 1416 nucleotides. RefSeq lists its product as uncharacterized. The transcript is spliced from 2 exons. The coding region runs from base 60 to 1367 and encodes 435 amino acids. NCBI's taxonomy places the organism in Eukaryota, Metazoa, Chordata, Actinopteri, Cypriniformes, Cyprinidae. The record is from RefSeq and is a predicted model, not a curated record.